Messenger RNA from Erpetoichthys calabaricus (reedfish), 1139 nucleotides. Its product is annotated as zona pellucida-binding protein 2-like. The record is from RefSeq and is a predicted model, not a curated record. Lineage: Eukaryota; Metazoa; Chordata; Cladistia; Polypteriformes; Polypteridae. Bases 228 to 1139 code for a protein of 303 amino acids. The transcript has 9 exons. Gene Ontology annotation, cellular component: extracellular region; zona pellucida receptor complex; acrosomal vesicle. Gene Ontology annotation, biological process: binding of sperm to zona pellucida; acrosome assembly.
GUAGUUACUUGUGAAACUUAAGCUGAUCUGUUCCUUUCACUUUCUGAGUAAAGAUAUAUUUUCUGUGUUUCGCUACCUUCUAAUUGAGGAUUUGGAAUAGCGGAACCAUUACAGCCAGGGACGCCUGUGUAUCCGGGCGCAGAUAAACUCGAUGAACCACGAGAAUUGGAGUUGCAAAUCGGUUGGCGACAGGUGACCCGGAGCAAAGAUUCUGGAAGAAGACUGAAAUGAUCAGAUCAUUUAUUGUUUGUAUUUGUAUGCUGGUUGUGUCACUGCAGCAUACAGAUGGGUUAAUUAUUGAAUUCCAGUCUUCUGUCUUGAACCAGAUGCUGCAGUAUUUUAAGAAGCCUCCUGAGCCAGUUACUUUGUAUGUAAAUAUUCAUUCAAAAAAUCGAAUGCUUGCCUGUGGACCAACAGAGUUAAUGAACAACUCUUCACAGAGUAAUCUUUAUAAAUGGACCAGAGCUAAUGGAGAGGAAGUACCAGUUUCUGACUCAGUGAGUGUUUCGAACAAUGCAGAGCUUGUGUUUCACAGGUUCCUUCCAGAAUACAGUGGAGAGUAUCACUGUAACAGAGUGUACAGUCUUGGAGGUUUCAAACUUCAAAAAAAGUUCAACAGCUUUGUUGUUUAUGGUUUUCAUGAGCCAAGCUGGAAUUUGAAUACGUGGCUUGACUUUAUUUCUCAAGGCUGUGAUCAGACAUCUAAUACUGCAUUAGCACACUCUGUAUUAAAUAAACUUAAAACACUACUGUCAAGCAUUGGAUGGGAAAUUGAUGAAAAAACAACUGCCUGUAGUAUAAGCAUUAACAACACCUCCAGUCCUAAUUUGGGAAUUGUUCACAUGGAGUUUACUGUUUAUCCAAACAUAACUUGGGAAAAUGUGUGUAUAGCAGAGAGUACAGAUAAGAAAGACUGUGAUGAGGUUGCAGAAAAAAGCAUGGAAAAGGCUUAUACACAAAUGGAUGAUUUUUUCAAAAACAACAAGGAAUUUAAUGAUGAAGUUGUAGGAACAUUCAAAAUGCAGUUGAUAAAUAAUUCAGUUGCCAUUUACAAAAUUCAGCUUUGCCACCCUGGUUUUGGACAAGAUGAUGGUGUAAAAGAAUGUCAAAAUUGUUGUGAAAUUUUUGACUUUUCAUAA